Molecule: messenger RNA, 6888 nt
Organism: Tetrahymena thermophila SB210
Lineage: Eukaryota; Ciliophora; Oligohymenophorea; Hymenostomatida; Tetrahymenidae
Product: transmembrane protein, putative
Exons: 6
Biological process (GO): SCF-dependent proteasomal ubiquitin-dependent protein catabolic process
Cellular component (GO): SCF ubiquitin ligase complex
Source: RefSeq, a predicted model, not a curated record
AUGCUUUUAGAACUUAACUUAGCUCACAUGAUUGAAUCAUAUUAGCUACCUUAGAUUUAUCAAAUAGAUAUUGAUUUAAAAUAUAAAUAAUUAUAAAAUAUAUAAAUAAAUGAUAAAUUAGAUGAGUUUAAGAAUAUUGAAUUAAAAUCAAUUCAAACAGAUAAUGCAACAUUUGAAGAAAAAGAAAAUCUGAUUCGAAUCUUUAAUUGUGAAAAAGACAGCUUUUUCAUGAAAUAUGAAACUAAUUUAAAAAAGUAAUUUGAAGAAAAGUUUGGCUCUUAAAAGAAGAUGAAACAAUUUAGUAAAGAACUUAUUUGGGGAGAACAUAAAAAUGAGCAAUAUUUGGCAAAAAAGCUGGAUGAUGAUACAUUAAAAUAAAUCUAGGAAAGCUUGAGUAUAUUCAAAAGAUACAGCAAGUUUGCUCUCAAAAAUAAAAGGAUGAUCAUUUAGGGUAGACAGUUAUAUAGUUCCGUUUCGAUUGAAUAGCUUUUUAAUUUGAUUCUUCUUAAUGAGAACUCAAUAGAAUCUGUUGUGUUCAAAGAUAAUAGAAAAAUUCCAAGCAGGGUUUUCAAAAUCGUUUUAAAAAAGAUUUCUAAGCUAUCAAAUCUUAAGGAAUUAGCAUUCAUAAACUCAGUAGUUGAAGAAUAAAAUAUAAUUCAUCUAAGAUAUUUAAUCAAGAAAUUAAAAAUAUAAUAUUUAAUUCUGUAUAAAUCAUAUUUUUUGUCAUCAGAAAUGGAUUUUUUGCUUAACAGGUAAAAUGAAGAACCUGUAUUUUAACUAAACUAGUUUAGGUAUUCUCUGAUUGACAUAAAUCACAAAAAAAAUUAUGAAUUUAGCUAAUAUAGCUUCUGUCUUGAAGAUGUGUAAAGCAAGCCUUAAGAUUAAAUAAUGAUGUAAGAAGAGUUGUUUUUAAAGCAAUAAUCAUUUCCUCAUAAUAUAAAAAAUGUUAUUGCAAAUUAUCAAUCUAAGAAAGUAGCAAUUAUUCAAAAAGAGAGCAUAGAUAAAAUUCCAUUAAACUAUUUUAAAUAUCUUCAUAAUACGAGAGCAGAUUCUAGAGAGCUUAAAUAAAUACAGGGUGAUUUGAUUAGAAUCCUUGAAGAUCAAUUCUUCUAAGAUGAUAUUAAUGAGAUAAAUUAUUCUCUGAUUUACAAAUUAAUUUUAUUUGUUCAGGAAAAUGAGCUUUAGUAAAAAUUUAAAGAGAGCCUGUAAUCUUGCAAAUCUUACAAGAUCUUGAAACAAAAAUAUUGUUUAGAUGCUUUAAAGAAACAAGCAUUCAAUAAUAUAACUUAACUUUAAAUUAGAUACAGCUACUUGCAUGGAUUUACAAAUAUAAAAGACAAUAUAGAUUAUUUAAUAACUCUAGAAAAAUCAGAUUUAUAUAAUAUAAUUUAUAAAGAAAACUGCUUAUUUUUCGAUCAGCAUUAUAACUCAGAUAAAAGGGAUCAAUUAAAACUUUAGCUUUAUAUUUAUGAUUUGAAAUGCUUGAAUUUCUACUGUAAAUUAUUUAUGUUUAUAAAUAGCUCAUAUUUUAGGGAGAAUUCAAUAGAAUAAAUUAUAGAUUUAGUAGCUUCUGAUUUAAUUUUAGACAACUUAAUUGUCAACUUUGGGGUGAUGGAAAGACUAAAAGAUGAUUUUGGCAAACAGGUUUUUUAUGGAAUAAUAAAAAAGAUAAAAAAUGUUAAGAGUUUUGCAUGGUAUGAUAAAUUCACAGAUGAAUAAAGCACAAUUGAAAUAGAUAACACAGAAUUAGAAGAAUUUAGAAUAAAUUUAAGCGAAAAUAGAGACAUUAAUAAAUUUUACUAAGCUAUACACAGUGCUUUCAAUUUAACUAAAAUGGUUAUUCAUAAUUUAGAUUUUUCAAAGAAAGGGUUUGAUCAGCUUGAUAGGAGUAUAUUCCCUCCUUUUCUAAGUCAUUUAGAGAUAGAAACAAAAUUUGUUGAAAGUGCUCAAUAUAUAAACUAGCUAUUUUAGUGUUUUCCCAAUUUAUCAUCUAUUACUUUGAUCUUUAAAGAAAUACAAGCUAGCAUUAUGAAAGAAAUUAGUUUCCCAUAUUUUUUAAAGGAGAUUCACCUUUUCUUAAAUUAAUAAUAAAAUAUCAAUUAAAUCUUAGUAAAAAUUGGCCUGCAAACCUUUUUUCAGCUAGAGUCUUUAAGUCUUUCAGGUUUUAGUAUGCUUGGGAGACUACCUUAGUAAUACUCUAAAUAUUUGCAAACAGAUACUUUACCUGGUUUUGAAAAUCUGAAGAGAUUUUACUUAAAUUGUAAAAUAGAGGAUGAAAAUUAUGUCAAUCUAGUUUUAAACAAUAUAAAAGUAAUUGAUUAAAGCCAAUAAAAUCAUCACUAUCUUCAUCAAACUCAACAAAAACUAUAAAAAAACAUUUAGACAGAAAUAGAUUUUAAUUACAAUCAAAGUUGUUACAAUGGACUUAAAUGUCUUAGCUUAAUUGAAAGCAAUAUGUCAGAAACUAUGCUUGCUAAUUUAAAUUUAGCUUAAUAAAAGCAUUCUUUGAAAUUGUUAAAUCUCUCACGGAACAGAAAAAUAGAAAAUUUUAGUUUUUUAAAUUAAAUUUUUGAAAUCUGCAUAAAUUUAAAAACACUGAAUUUGAGUUACUGCAACAUUAAUGAAGAAAAUUUCAAAAACGUUAAGAUGGAGCUUACUCCAAAUAGUUUAAAAAAGAUCAUUUUAAAUGGUAAUUUUUAGUUACACAAUAUUGAUUAAAUUAUAAAUAAAAUAUCUAAUAAGUGCGAUUUAAAAGUUCUUCAUUUGAGAGACUGUAAUAUAAAUAAUAAAAGAAUUAAUAACAUGCAGCUAUAAAAAAUUGCUAAAUCUAUUAAAUCUCUGGAUUUAUGCGCAAAUUCAGACUUGACUGACUUUACUUUUCUUGAAGAUUUUUAUAAAUAUAACAGUAAAUUGGAAAGUAUUUAUUUACCAAGAGGUAUUGAUACAACAAAAAUUAACUUUGAAUAUUUAAGGAAAAACCUUAAAGUAUUAGACAUUGAUAAAACUGCUCCAGUCAAAUUAAAAAGUGAUCAUUUCAAGUCAUAUCUACACUAAAAGCUUGGCUACUCUUUUAAUUAUUUGAAUUACUAAAAUAAGUAUUGUGUGAAAAAAAGCGAUUAAAUCAUUGAUUAUCAUGAUGUAUUUUAGUUUGCAAAUAUUACAGAUUAAAUCUAAAUAAAUUUAAAUGAAAUUUUUGAUCCAAAGCAUUUUGAACCUAGCUUCUCCUUUGAUAAAUUUGAGAAACUAAAAUCUUCAAACUCAAAUAUGAUAAACUAUUCCAGCGAUGUAGAGUUUUCAAAGCAUGUUCAUCCUUUUUAUUUUUACCCUUUUUUCUAAGAGCAUAUAUAAAACUCUUAGAGUUCGUAAAUUAUUUGUUAAGACAUGGAAGAUAACGAAAAAAGAAAAAGUCUUUCAGAUGAUACAAAAAAGUAUAGCCCCUAUAUAUAAAUAUAAAACUAAAAUUCAGAAUAUAAUAAUAAUUAAAGGCUUAUUAGCAUCUAAGAAAGCUAAAUCACUAAUUUUAAUGAUAGAAGUUAAUUAUCAUCAUACUUUGUUGCAGAGCAAAACGUCUAUCAAGAUUUAGAGUUUAUAGUAUAAAAUUUUUUUAAUGAACAGGCUUUUUUGGAAGAUUAACCAUCAAUUGGUUAGCAAUUUUAUAAAUAGAAAAUAACAAUUAAAAAUUAAUUAAGAAAUAUUGAUUUUCUUUCUCAUUUAAUUGAAAAAAUGUAAAUUUUACAAAAAAUAGAUUUCUCAGGUUCUAAUUUAUUUUUUGACAAGCUUUAAUAAAAUUAAAUAAAAUCACCUCUUUUGUUUUUAACUGAUUUAAUAUUUUCUGGUUUAAGAUGUUCAAAUAGCGAUAAUUAAAUAUUAAUAAUAGAUUAAUUGUUAAAAAAUGCACCUAAUUUGUUAAAACUUAAUAUAAGUAACACAAAUAUGAGUACUGAAAGAAGCUGUGAUUUCAAUUUAAUUAACUAAAGUUUAGAAUUCUUAGACAUUUCUUACAACAGAUUUCCCUCUUUGGACAAAUUUAGAUGUCCUAGUCUAGAGGCAUUUAAAAUCUCAUAUUAGAGAAAUUUUUAUGAUUUAGAUUUAGAUGAUUUGCUUUAAAAAAUACCGAAUAAUGUAGGAGAAGUGAUUUUAACAAAUAUAUAAAAUCAAAUGAAUGUUCUAAUGAUCGAGAAAUAAGACUAAUGUUAGUCAGAUAUUAUGUUGGAAUAUGGUGGUAUAAAUAAUAAAUAAGAAGAGAUAGAUGAUGAAAAUGCAUUGAUUUAAUUCACAUUAGAAACAGAUUAUGACUUGAAUACAAAAAGAAGUUUAAAAGAAAGUCAAAGUUUUUAUGCUAUCAAAAAAAAGAUGUUUUAUAUUUUCAACGAGUAAAAAAUUGAGAAGAAAUGGCUUCUAAACUCUGUGUAGGGUAAAAUAAAAGAAUUAGACAUUUCUGGUAAUUUUGAUUUAAAUUAAACUAACAUUGAAUGCAUAAAUUAACUAAAACAUAAUUCAAAUUUGUAUGUAUUUAAAGCAAAUAAUACUAACUUAACUGAUUAGCUUGUGAAUUUUUCAAAAAAUCCUCAUUUAAAUUAAAUUGAUAUUUUGAAUCCUAUUUUUGACAAAAAUCCUCUAUUUGUAUUAAACACACUUAAUUUACUUCAAACAAACUGUGAUCUAUUUGAUUUCAUUAGCAAAUAUCAUCGAUAGGUUAAAACAUUAUAAUAUGAUAUAAAUUAAUUCUAUACAAGUUGCAAUAGCAUUAGAAAUUAUAAACUAAGUGCUAAUAUGGAGAAAUCCUAUAUCAAUUUCCUUUCAAAAACUCUAAAAAGCGAAUAAGAUAAAUAAAUAUUUAAAAGCUUAAGUAUCCGGAUGAGGGAUGUAAAAGAAGAAAAAUAGUUUAAUAGCUAUUAGCAGCUAUUAAUUUUUUUCUUGCAAAGUGAAAAUCAGAUGAUUUAUCCUUAAUUUAAAAAUAGCUUUUUUAUAAUGUCGCCUAACUUUAUAUCAUAACAAAUUUUAAGAAUACAAAAAAAUGAUUUGAACGAAAAAUCAAAUUCAUAUUCUAAUUUCAUUGAUAAUUUUAGCUUAUUUCUGAUUGAACACUGCAUUUUGUAAGAUAAAACAAAAUAUAUUUUUGCUUACGAUAAAUACUUCUAUUAAGAAUAUCCUGAUUUCUAUUAUCAAGAUUUAGAUUCAAAUACAAACAGCAUUUAAUUUUUAUUCAAACUUUAAAAGUAAAUGCUAGAAUUAAAUAUAAAAUAAGCUUUCCUACCAAUAAGAUUAGUUUGCUCUCAAGAAACUCUUUAAAAAUUGAAUAUUUCAGAACUUGACUUAUUGCAGUGUUUAACUAUGAUACCUGCGAAUAAAAUAAAACUAACAAAUUUAAGUAUUUAGUUUGUUAAGAGCUGGUAUGCCAUUAAUUACUACUCUCCUCUCACAACACAAACCAAUAUAGAAAUACAUUUUUCACACUUUGAGAACUCUUCUGUUGCUAAUUUUAUUUCUAAUUAUUUUUAUUAGCUUUUUAUAAAUAGCUAUGACAGCAAGUAGUUAAAAGAAAGAUUUAAAGUUAAGUUAUCAAAGUUAUGCUACAAUAUCUUUUAAAUUUUCAACUUAGAACCAUAAAAGUAUAAAUUUGACCAUUCUGUAAUUUAGUUAGAACAAUUAUUUGAUAAAAAGUAAAAGAGCUUCAAACCAAUAAUGUUAUUAAUCUAUAUAAUCUAUAUUGCUGUUUGCGUUAUUGGUAUCUUUUUAGUUUCUUAAUAUAACAACAUCAACUGCGGCUAAGGUAUAUCCUGGUAUUCAUACAUCACUUAUGCGUUUUUCGGAGUUUUUACGCUUAUUUAUGAAGCCUACAUAUUUAAUAUAUAAUUGAAGUAUGUGUCUCAUUUAAUACCUGAAUUGAAAACUAAUUGCAAGAGAAAUUUUCCACACAAAAUGAUAAACCAGGUUAAACAGUUUAUUAUUGAUAUUAGUUGGUUAAAUUAAUGGUAUAUGAAUUAUGCUAUAUCAUUUAUUUUUAGUUAACUGUCUAGAUUCAACUUUUUUAGUAACGUAGCCUAUUUAUACAGUACUUAUACUUGCUAAAAGUACCUAUAAUUUUCUAUUUCAAUUUUUGCAAUAUCAAUUAUUGCCUUAGUAGAAAUACCUUUUUUAAUGCCAAAGCUAUUUAAUGUUAGAAGAACCACAAAAUUAAUCACUUAAAAUAUAGAUGAAUUAUAUGAAAUAUGUAAUGCUGCUAAAUUUUAGGCUGUUUCAGAUGUUUUUGCUACUGUUUCACCAAAUAAUUCUUUUGUCUAUAAAAACAAAAUGUUUAACCUUAGAAUUGUUAACAAUUUUUUAAGAAUAAUUUUCCAUGAUAUACCUUUUAUUAUUAUUUAAGCUUACGAGAUAAUAAAUUCAAACUCUUCACACAGAUAGAUUUUAAUAAAUUUGUUAACUUCAAGUUUAAUGCUGGCAAUAUCUUUAAGUAAAUUUCUUAGUAUCACACCAUCUUUUGUUUCAUAAGAAGAUUUCAAUAUACUAAACUAAUACAAAAAAAAGCAUACAUUACCACGCUACAAAGGUAAGCUUUCAAAAUAUGAAAGUGAAUUUUUGUAAUAUAAUCAUAUAGAACUUUUAAAAUGUAUCUAGUCCUAAUCAUAUUAUUCAGAGUACUUAAAAAAAUAAGGAUUAUAAGAAAACUCUAAAUAAUUUAAGGAUUAAAUGAAUUUUGCAUAAUCAUUAAAACGAUUUUAACAUAAUAUAGACGAACUCAACAAAAUCUUUGGCUCUAAUGCUAAUAUAUCGCAACUUUAAUAGUAGAAAUCAAUCUAUUAAACUCAGCUUUCAUUUUCAAAUUACCUUUUUAAAGAAUAAAGAAGUAUUAUUGAAUCUUCGAAUAAUAUUCUAUUUAAGAAGUGA